AUGGCGUGGAGACAACAAGGAAGCACAGGUUCCAAUGCCCUUCCUCUGGGAAACAAGCGCAGGUUCCCCGGCGAUGAGGCAUCUCCUCAGCGCGUCGAGAAUGCCUACAACUCGCAGCCUUCCCAAGGUAGUAGCUACGAUGGAGGCUUCAAGCGUGGUCGCAGCCCCGUAAAAGAGGAACCUUCUGCCGAUGGAUCCCGUCGCCGCAAGAAGAGAAACCGCUGGGGUGACUCCACCGAGAACAAGGCUGCCGGUCUCAUGGGACUUCCAACUGCUAUCAUGGCCAAUAUGACCAGUGAACAACUAGAGGCAUACACUCUGCACUUACGUAUUGAAGAAAUCAGUCAGAAACUUAGGAUUGAUGAUGUCGUUCCCGCCGAUGGUGACAGAUCUCCUUCUCCCCCACCUCAAUACGAUAACUUUGGACGUCGUGUCAACACUCGAGAGUAUCGAUACAGAAAGCGUCUUGAGGAUGAGCGCCACAAGCUGAUUGAGAAGGCCAUGAAGGUCAUUCCUAACUACCAUCCGCCCCAAGAUUAUCGCCGUCCUACUAAGACACAGGAGAAAGUCUACGUCCCAGUCAAUGACUACCCAGAGAUUAACUUCAUUGGCUUACUUAUCGGCCCUCGUGGCAACACUCUGAAGAAAAUGGAGACAGAAUCCCAGGCCAAGAUUGCUAUCCGUGGAAAGGGGUCCGUCAAGGAAGGAAAAGGCCGUUCCGAUGCUGCUCACACCAGCAACCAGGAGGAGGAUCUCCAUUGCUUGAUCAUGGCAGAUACCGAGGAGAAAGUCAACAAGGCAAAGAAGCUGAUCCACAACAUCAUCGAGACUGCUGCUUCCAUCCCUGAGGGUCAGAACGAGCUAAAGCGCAACCAACUUCGUGAGCUUGCAGCACUCAAUGGUACCCUUCGCGAUGAUGAGAAUCAAGCUUGCCAAAACUGUGGUCAAAUCGGUCACCGAAAGUACGACUGCCCAGAACAGCGCAACUUUACUGCAAACAUCAUCUGUCGUGUUUGCGGUAAUGCAGGCCACAUGGCUAGAGACUGCCCUGAUCGACAACGUGGUGCUAGCUGGCGCAAUGAUGGUCCUGGUGCAGGCCCUGCCGCUGGAGUUGGUCGCAUUGGUGCCGGAGAUGCAGUUGACCGAGAGUACGAGCAACUCAUGCAAGAACUCUCUGGAGGAGCACCUGCUACUGGCGAAGCCCCAAGACGUAUCGAGUCUGGCCCGGGUAGUGGCUCAGAACAACCUCCCCAAGACGAUGUCAAGCCUUGGCAUCGUGGACCCACCGGUGCGAGCGCUCCAUGGCAAAAGCGAGGUGAUGAUCGAGGAUUCGACUCUCGUGAUUCCGCACCCACAGGACCCUCUGGGGGCGCCGCGCCGUGGGCUAGAGGAGAUCGUGGCCGUGGUGGUGAAGCACGUGGUGGAGACUCUUACUACGGUGGUGGUCAAUCUGGCUACAACGCUCCUCCUACUGGUCCUUCUGGUGGUUCUGGCAAUGCCGCUCCCUGGGCACAACCAGCCCCCCCUGCUUACCCUGCAGCCGGAUAUGGUGGCUAUGCUGCUCCUGGUUACGCCGCUGGCUACCCUCCUCAACAAACCAUGGGAGCUCCUCCUGGUCUCGCCGCUCCUCCAGGACUGACUGGUACUGGUCUGAGUGCUCUUCUGCAGCAGUUCGCAGGUAGUCCCCCACCUCCUCCACCCACCUCGAACAUUCCUCCUCCUCCUCCACCAGGGGGUGCACCGCCGCCACCUCCAUCAGACGCCCCUCCGCCACCUCCUGGAAAUUAG
Drepanopeziza brunnea f. sp. 'multigermtubi' MB_m1 is the source of this 1788-nucleotide messenger RNA. RefSeq lists its product as uncharacterized. Gene Ontology annotation, cellular component: nucleus. The record is from RefSeq and is a predicted model, not a curated record. Gene Ontology annotation, molecular function: mRNA binding; zinc ion binding. Gene Ontology annotation, biological process: regulation of mRNA splicing, via spliceosome. Lineage: Eukaryota; Fungi; Ascomycota; Leotiomycetes; Helotiales; Drepanopezizaceae.